CUUUUAUUUUACCGGAUGUUGCGUUUAACCGGAAGUGACGCCUUGGUGAAGUGUUUCGCGCGAGAUACCAAAGCAGUGUCCGGUGUUUACGGCCUUCAGUUGUAACAGAGUCAUGUUCUCGGACGUCACGGUGCCGAAGGAGACGCUGCUCCGUCCUCCGAGCUCCGACGCGCCGGUGUUCGAGCGAGAAGAGCCGUCCUACUCCGGCUGCUCGGGGUGUUUCCGUCUCGGAGAGCGCAGCUUCAGCCGUCAGUACGCUCACAUCUACGCCACGCGCCUCAUGCAGAUGCGGGAGAUCCUGGGCGACCGAGCGCGGCAGAAAUGGGGGAAGGUGGUGCCGAUCAGGAAGCUGUGUGACCUGGAGACGGGCGAGAGGUGCGUGAUCGUGGGCACGCUGUUCAAACACAUGGAGCUGCAGCCGUCCAUCCUGAAGGAGAUCAGUGAGGAGCACAACCUGCUCCCGCAGCCCCCUCGAGCCAAAUACAUCAGCCAAUCAGACGAGCUGAUUCUGGAGGACGAGCUGCAGAGGAUCAAACUGGAGGGCCAAAUCGACACGUCCAAGUUUGUUACCGGAAGUGUGAUUGCGAUUCUGGGUGCCGAGAAAAACGAUGGUAAAUUUACGGUGGAGGAUUUUUGUCUGGCUGACCUGCCGCCUCAGACGCCCCGAGAACCUUUAAACACGGACAGGUUCGUGCUCCUGGCUUCGGGUCUGGGGUUGGGCGGCAGCAGAGCAGAGAGCAUGCUGGGAUUGCAGCUGCUGGUCGACACGGUAACGGGUCACCUCGGCGACAUUGGGGAGCAGAGCGGGGCGGCGUCCAUCUCUCGUGUCCUGUUGGCUGGAAACCUGCUGAGUCGAAGCACACAGGAUAAAGACUCCAGCAUGAAGGCGAAGUAUCUGACUAAGAAGACACAGGCAGGAAGUGUGGAGGCCAUCAGACUGCUGGAUGAGCUGCUGGUUCAGCUGGUGGCCUCUGUAGCAGUGGACGUGAUGCCAGGAGAGUUUGACCCCACUAACUACACUCUGCCCCAGCAGGCCCUGCACGGCUGCAUGUUCCCUCUGUGUGGCUCGUACCGAACCCUGCAGCUCGUCACCAACCCCUACCAGGCCGUGUUGGACGGCGUACAUUUUCUGGGCACGUCGGGACAGAACGUGAGCGACAUUGUGAAGUACAGCAGCGUUGACGAUCACCUGGAGAUUCUGGAGAACACACUGCGACUCCGACACCUCGCUCCUACCGCCCCCGACACGCUGGGUUGUUACCCGUUCUACCAGAAGGACCCGUUCAUCCUUAGUGAGUGUCCUCAUGUGUAUUUCAGUGGAAACGCUCCGAGCUACCAGUCCAAACGGAUCACAGGUACUGAAGGUCAGGAGGUGCUGCUGUUGACAAUCCCAGAAUUCAGCAGUACGCAGACGGCCUGCCUGGUGAACCUGCGCACGCUUGAGUGUGAGCCGAUCAGAUUCUCCGCCUUUUCCGCCGAAGAUGAAGAGGAGAGCGAGAUGAACGUCAGCCACUGAACUUUCACAAUGCAAAUGUCAGGUGUUGUCCCCCCCCUUAGAGAAACCUGCGAAACCAGCCUCGGUGAUUGGCAAGAAAUAUUAAAUAUUAAAUAAAAUAAAGUGUAGCAAUGGAUGAGAUGAUGGUGCCUGAGCAGCAAUACACUUAAUUAAGUAAUUAAGACCAUAAAUGGGCCUCUAUAUUUACCAGCAAUUAAAUUAUGUCAGAAAAUAGGAAAACCGUUUUGGUAAACAUCUUAUCCAUCUUUCUGUGUCGAGAAUCAUCUGUGUGUUGCGAAACAAGAUCAAAACAACAAGAUGAAAAAAAUCCAUAAACAAGCCUUUAUUGGAUGAAACAAGAAGUCCAUUCGACCUCGAGGUCUCUCUGAGAGAAACGCCUCCUGUAGACAUGUGCAGUGCUGACAGAGUUGCUUACUUGUGUGAAAGAAGUGUAAAUAAAGUCACUUUUUUGUAUAAAUGUUCAGUUUUGGCUCUGUGGGAAGCGUGCGGGUCGGGGAAGUUUCUGAAGUUAGAGCCCAGUGUAAUUGAAAGAAGGGAAAAAAAAUUAAAUAUGUGGCAGGCUGCAGAGGAGCUGUUAACGAACACAUCUGUAACCUGUUAUUGCAUUCGAAAAACAAACGCUGUUCCCACUGACGAGUACAGCUUCAUGUACGCCAACAGCAACUAGCUUUAUUCUGUCAGUUAUCUAAUGCAAAAUGUUUACAGUUAAAAUGCAUUAUUUAAAACUAACAAAAACAGCGUAGACGAGUUUAUAUUGUGACGGCUGUCUCUUGGUCAGAAAGGGGCGGAGCUUAUGUAAAAUUUGCUCAGUCAGAUUUGCGCGUCAACUUGAUCAUGUGACCUCACACACUGCACAGUUCGCUAGAAAGCAGGAAUGUAGACACCUAGCAAAUGUAGCUAAUGUGGUGUUUGUUUAGAUAGUUGGUUAAAUCAGGCUUAACAAAUAAAUUGUGCAGGUUAAAGUUGUUUUUUUACGCCAAGCACUACCAAGUAAGUAAAAAGGAGACCGUCGUCAUGUCACAUGAUCAGGUUUGCAACUGGCUGAUCAAACUGUCCAUAAAGUCCAACCGUGCUGAUCCAGAGAGUCCUGUUUGCAUGUUGAAUGGUGUUAGUUAAAAUAAAGUAAGUUCUACGUAGAGCGCUCGGAUUACGAAACCCUUCCGUAAGUACUUCCUUCAGAACCCGUUAUCUGAUGGUUCAAGAACUUUCCAUGAGCGCUUGUCCGUGCUGGUUGAAUCUGCAGAAGAAGGAGGAAGUAGCACUCUGCAUUCUGUAAGACUCAUCCGUGACCCUCGGACUGUCUCAGUAAUCAUCGAUCUUGAAGUUAUAGUCGUAAUCCAACGAGUCUGUGAUCUCGAACUCUGGUUGGGUGGAGUUUUCCUCCUCCGGCAGCCAUGAGUCAUACCAUGGUGUGAAGUACUCUGUGCCCGGAGGAACACUGUUGGUUGUGGUGGGGCUGGUGGUGGUGGUGGUGGUGGUGGUGGUGGUGGGUUCUGCAGUCGUUGGUGG
Molecule: messenger RNA, 3025 nt
Organism: Ictalurus punctatus (channel catfish)
Lineage: Eukaryota; Metazoa; Chordata; Actinopteri; Siluriformes; Ictaluridae
Gene: pold2
Product: polymerase (DNA directed), delta 2, regulatory subunit
Exons: 11
Coding region: 113-1516 (467 amino acids)
Biological process (GO): DNA strand elongation involved in DNA replication; DNA replication
Cellular component (GO): delta DNA polymerase complex
Molecular function (GO): DNA binding
Source: RefSeq, a predicted model, not a curated record